This is a messenger RNA of Salpingoeca rosetta, 1235 nucleotides long. RefSeq lists its product as uncharacterized. NCBI's taxonomy places the organism in Eukaryota, Choanoflagellata, Craspedida, Salpingoecidae. Bases 1 to 1095 code for a protein of 364 amino acids. The record is from RefSeq and is a predicted model, not a curated record. The transcript is spliced from 11 exons. Gene Ontology annotation, molecular function: hydrolase activity, hydrolyzing O-glycosyl compounds. Gene Ontology annotation, biological process: carbohydrate metabolic process.
AUGAUCAAGGUUCCAGCCGCUCCUGCGUCGCGCUGCAGCGAACCCGUGUGUGUCCCGUCUGGCUCUAGCGACGGCUCACGAAACACGUCCUCCGUUCUCUGCAAUCUAGAGGCGUCAGACUUGACGAUCCGUGGUCAUGGGGACGUACACAAACCGGUCAUCGACAGCAACCACCCUGAUCCGGGGGUGUUGAUCCAAGAUGGCGUCGUGUACGCCGUCACCACCAGCGGCGACGCACCAGACGCCUUUCCCAUCAUGACAUCCACCGACAUGGUCAACUGGAAGUUGUCUGGACACGUGUUUCCUGCAAACGCCGCUGGCAGGCCCACGUGGGCCGUCAGAGACUUUUGGGCACCAGAGAUUCACCGCAUCAGCGCUUCACAGUACAACGUGUACUUUGCAGCACGCCACAAGGACGGCACCUUGUCCGUUGGGGUGGCUACGGGCCCAACGCCCCUUGGCCCAUUCUCUGAUCUUGGCGCGCCUCUCGUGCACACGCCCGGAAUGGGCAACAUUGACGCGUCCUUCUUCCGCGACGGCGACAACGACUAUGUGAUUUGGAAGCGCGAUGGCAACGGCGCAAUACCGCCCGUGCCCACACCCAUCUUUGUCCAGCGCGUUAUCAACAACGGCACCACCCUGGCAGCAGAGCCCUACGUGGCCAUCACCAAUGACCAGCCGUGGGAAGGACCUCUGGUCGAAGGGCCAUGGAUCGUGAAGCAAGGAGGGAUGUACUACAUGUUCUUCUCGGCCAACGGGUUCACGAGUCCAAAGUACGCAAUUGGCGUUGCACGCUCCCCAAACAUCACCGGCCCUUACGAGAAGUAUGCCUCCAAUCCUAUUCUUCACCGUGAUGCAGAUGCCUCCAACCCAGCCGGGUUCACGGGCCCGGGACACUGCUCUGUCGUCCAGACACCACACGCAAAGCAAUGGUAUGUCGUGUAUCAUGCGUGGCACAACGGCAGGAUUGGCGGAUCGAACCCACGCAUCAUGGCCGUGGACGAGCUGGCGUUUGAUCAGGGCGACCACUGGCCCCACCUGACGCACAACCGCACCACCCCAUCCUUCACCCCACAGCCCUUGCCUCAGGUGUAGCGUAGCCCAUGCGCGUGAGUUUGUGGUUGUAGUAGAGUAGAUGGAAACCUGGAAACAGCACGCGACCGAGGGUUGCGGCUGGCUGUGUUGUUUCAGUUGCGUUCUUUUGUCCCUCUGGUCAGUAAGAAGUACAAAACCAG